AUGGCUACUCUAUGGCGUUGCGCCUUCCCUGGAGUCAAAUACAAGACUACAUCCAUUCAGCCCUCUUCCUCCCCCCCCGAGAGAGUGCAUCAUCAUUUUCUACUUGCCAACGGCUGCCAUUGUGCUUCACAUCGCAUCCUCAAGCUGUCCAGCUGCUGUGGUUCGGACGUGGUACGAAACAAACCUUUGACCGAGUCUUACACACCACCAAGACACACAGCUGUCAAAAACACACUCGAUCCAGCUCAGCCCGGCUCACUCAUCCACAGCCCUCUCCCCACCGGAGAGACUCUCACUCUCACGCUCACUCUCGGUCCCCGACAUCCAAAGACCAGAAGGAGCCAGCGCGUGCGCACGGCAUCGCCAGGCCGAAACACGCUGCCCCGGAAACAAUUGGGGUCUGAGAAGGAGGCAUCCCGUCCGAUUGCUGUGGAUCAGCAUCUUGGUCUGACAGAACAGACACCAAAAGAGGAGAGGCUCGCCUAUACACGCCACACGCCUUUCUCUGCAUCUCCCUUGGAGAACCGACACGCUCGAGUCCUCCGCGUUCCAGUGCAAUCCCCGGGACCCGGACUCGCGAGACUAUUGCCGUCACCCAUUCCACGGGCAAUGUCUCUGGUGCACCCGCCCUCCUUGCCUGCAAGGGAGCCUGGGCAGGCUGUCGACUCCGUCAACGGCGGCCCCGAGACGUCAUAUACAGAGGCCUCGCAGCUCCCCUCCGAGUCCCACGAAACCUAUGACGACUGCAUCAUUGACCAGUUCUACGGCCUCGACAUUGACGACGACGACGACGACGACCAACAAGAAACAGACAUGAACGUCGCCGCACAGAAGAACGCCGCCGCCGGCCUGGCACCGCCGGCACUGCCCGCCAAGAGCGCCAUGAGAGCCUCUAGGCUGUUCGACGACCUCCAGCUGAAGCUGCGAGCGUCCAUCGAGGCCCACCAGAUCCUCGAGGCCCGGGACAUGCUCGCGACCGCCAACCCGCACGAGGUCUACAUGUCGUCUGAAGAGGAGGCGUCCUCCUCGGCCGACGACUUCUCCGACUACGACUACGACUCGGGCAACGACGACCCCCAGUCCCCAUCCCGACGCAGCUACGAAGACACGGCCAAGGUGGUCUCGGUCGUCUUCAUCGGCAAGCCCUCCCUCGUCGACCUCCCGUCCGUGCCCCGCCGCUCCGGCUCCUCGAGCACCGUCAACUCGCGCCGCGAGAGCAUGCUCUGCGCCCCGAGCGGCGUCCUCGCCAGCAUGACCCGGCCCUCGACCGCGUCGUCGGGCUCCAUCACCAGCAGCUCGCACUUUUCCUUUUCCUCCUCGUCGUCCCGCAAGAACAGCCUCAGCGGCAGCAACAAGUUCUCGUCCCUGCUGCUCGCCGGCAGCGGCAGGCACCAGAGGCAGCACUCGUUCCUCUCGAUCGACCCCUACGCCAACGGCAGCACGUACUCGCUGCCCACGACGCACGAGGAGGAGGACGACACCGAGGUGUCGGACGUCAGCCCGUCCAAGACGCAGGCGCUGUUCCGCGGCGUGUCCAAGACCUUCACGCUGGCCCGCAAGCGCAGCCGGCCCCUGCUCCGGGACUUUGCGGCCACGCAGCCCCGCGACCUCCCCGCCUCGCCGGCCAAGGAGGAGGUCGUCGCCGCCGCCGCCCCGCAGGAGAAGGCGCCCGAGCACCCCGCCGUGACUGUCAUCCCCGCCCGGCCGCAGACGCCUCCUCGGUCGCCGCAGUCUCCCGUCACCUACAACGAGAUCCUGCGGGCGGCGCGCAGGAACGCCUCGGCGUCGACGCCGCCUCGGCGGAUGUCGAUGGGCCUGCCCGAGUCGCCCGUCUCGCCGGUGACGGAGGCGCGGCGCAGUCUGCUGGCUGGACUGGCGGCGCGGAGGAGGGCGAACAAGGCUGCUAGCCGGCUUGUGUGA
This is a messenger RNA of Thyridium curvatum, 1920 nucleotides long. RefSeq lists its product as uncharacterized. The record is from RefSeq and is a predicted model, not a curated record. The transcript is spliced from 2 exons. Lineage: Eukaryota; Fungi; Ascomycota; Sordariomycetes; Thyridiales; Thyridiaceae. Bases 1 to 1920 code for a protein of 639 amino acids.